GGGAAACGCAACUCCACAGCUGUUUGCUAAGUUCUUAAUUAUAUUUUUGUUGCUUGUUUUCCUCUUUUGUUUUCCUUUGAUUAACUAUUAUUAUGUUUAUUUGGCAAUACUUCACACUCAUGUGCCUGUGGUUCGCCUCCAACGAGGCGAAAUCCAUCAAGAAAUCGCAUGUUAACCUCUUGGAGCCCACUUUUGAUCUGGAUGAGAAGCUGGGGAGGAUGGGGAAGCCCCCGCCAGACAUUUCCAAUGGUGUGCAACGUGUGCAGGUGCCCUUGGGGGCUGCUCCCGGAGAAGAUGACUGGCAGGGCAAGUGGUUUCCGCAUGUUCCAGGGGAAAAGCAGGCUACGGCGGAAUCUAAUGAAAAGAGCACCACAGAGGGAGUUCCUCCGGUAGAGUCCACAACCAAGGAUAAUUGGCAGGGCAAGUGGUUUCCCCAAGCCCCUGGGGAACCACACCGGGCUAUGAUGACUCCAAAGGACCAGAACCAAUCGGACAACUCCACAACGAAGGAUAAUUGGCGGGGCAAGUGGUUUCCCCAAGCUCCUGGAGAACCCCACUUGGUAAAAAAGAAGCCCAUUGAUGGGAAGAAAUCGGAGAAUACUUCGCAGGGCAAACAAAGCAUUUGCGAUGAUGGCAAGAGCAACCUUGCAGUGGAUUUCGAUCCAACCGACAUCCGUGAUAGCCUGAACUACUUGUGCAUCAGCAGCAAUCGCAGCUCGUACCAGCCGGACCCGACCAGGGAGGCCAUUCUCACGGAACACUUCCUGCCCAGCGCCUAUUUGCCACCGGCCAAAUGCCUUAAUGAGCCCAUAAGUUACUCCCACCUGCCUGUCACUAAUGGCCCCUAUCGUCCCAUACCCGCUGAAUAUGGAUCUUACACCUAUUUGCCGCCACAGCGAUACCUUCGCAGCCUGGCCGAAGGUGCCAUUGUGAUGCUCUACCAUCCCUGCGCUUUUUCCGGCCAAGUGAAGCAGCUGCAGGACAUCUUGGGCGGCUGCCUGUAUCGCCAUUUGAUCUCUCCCUCGCAGACUCUGAGUCCGGAGCGUCCCCUGGCCCUGCUGGCCUGGAGUCGCAGCCUGGAGAUGUCCGUCGUGGAUCGGCGACUGGCGGCUGACUUCAUUCAGAAACACGCCAAGCGGGGACCCCUUGCUCCGGAGGAAAUGUCGCGGGUGGUGGACAAAAGGCAGACCUACAAGGAGGGUCUGCUCACGGAAGCCCACUUGGUCACCACGGCGGAUGACUACGAGGUGUGCGGCUACCUGCAGGAGGAAAUGUAGGGACAACAUGUUAACUAUUUGUUUUAAAUAAAACUCGAAUUAUCUAAGAA
Drosophila biarmipes is the source of this 1327-nucleotide messenger RNA. RefSeq lists its product as uncharacterized. The transcript is spliced from 3 exons. Gene Ontology annotation, cellular component: cytoplasm. Bases 93 to 1277 code for a protein of 394 amino acids. NCBI's taxonomy places the organism in Eukaryota, Metazoa, Arthropoda, Insecta, Diptera, Drosophilidae. The record is from RefSeq and is a predicted model, not a curated record.